This is a messenger RNA of Rotaria sp. Silwood2, 429 nucleotides long. NCBI's taxonomy places the organism in Eukaryota, Metazoa, Rotifera, Eurotatoria, Philodinida, Philodinidae. The record is from the annotation of a GenBank genome assembly.
AUGUAUCUUAAUCAAUCACGAUAUAAUAUUAUGGUGUGUAAUCGUCGUCCAGUUAAUAGUUUAUAUUUAGUUAUUAUUAAAUAUGAAUGUGAUGAAAAACGUUCAAAUUGUAUUCGUCAAGAACUAAUACGUGAAUUUGAUGGUAUAGAAAAUGAUUCAAUACCAACAAUUGAAGUUCAUUCACGACCUUCACAAAUUAUAUUUAAUCAUAUACAUAAUGGUUUAUUUGGUUUAUCAUUAGAUGAACAUCUAUGGACACUUUAUGAUAAUGAAAAUAAAAAAUAUAUUUAUACAAAUGAUAAUAAACAUUAUUCAGAACAUUUUGUAGAAAUGAUUAAUGAUCUACGAAUCAUUUUUAUUGCAUUAAUUAAUUGUUUAAGAGAACGUAAUGAUGUUGAUUUGCUUAAUAUAUUUAAUAAUGAAAUAUAA